This is a messenger RNA of Portunus trituberculatus (swimming crab), 2863 nucleotides long. It is a transcript of the gene Syt14, whose product is annotated as synaptotagmin-14-like. The transcript has 10 exons. The coding region runs from base 695 to 2338 and encodes 547 amino acids. Lineage: Eukaryota; Metazoa; Arthropoda; Malacostraca; Decapoda; Portunidae. The record is from RefSeq and is a predicted model, not a curated record.
CGGGGCCCGAGACUCAGGUGGCACGGGGAGGCAGGCAGCGAGUGUGAGUUGGACAGUGGCAGGCGGGAGUGGCCCCAACGCUUAGCUCUCCACGAUCGAUAUUUACCUUGGCAGUACCAGUCGUCAGCGGGUGUGAGGAGGGCAGCAGCAAGACACGGCCCUGGACGAGUGUGUGACGCGAUACUGAGCUAAGCGCUGACCUGCUGCUGGGAAAAGAGAGCGAGCGAACGAACGAGCGAGCUAGAACACCCCUAAGAAAUAGAAACACGAGCGAGGCCAAACAAACUGGAGAUUCUGAGGAAGAGGAAGAGUAAGAGGUCGAGAAGGCCACCGCCUCAAGCCCGCAUGAAUGGUAGCGCAUGAAGUUGAACGCGGCGAGUCGCGAACAUGGGCGGUGAAGGGCGGGCGUGAGGUGAGCUCCCAUGCGCCCCUGUUCCCCGUACCCGGUGUGCAUGUCAAUGAGGGACUCACGCUACCGGGCGGCGUCCACCAGAGGAACCUGUGAUUCAAGGUGUUGAUCAGAGUGCCUAGAGCGGGCGGCGGCGGGGGUGGAGGCGGUGGCGGUGGCGGCGGUGGUGUUGUUGGCGGUGGCUCUCCCCUGACCGUGUUGGUAACCUCAAGUGACACGUGUUUGACCCCCGAUGACCUGGAAGAGGACUCCCCGCUGGCGCCAUGUAGAGCAGGCGACCUAGCCAUGUUGUCCUCGCCCGCCGUGAUCGAAGUGCCGGUGGAAGCCACUGCGUUCCUGGGGGCCGUCGCCGCCUUCGUGGUGUUCCUCUUCGUCCUCUUCCUGUACCUCAACAAAAAACUCUGCUUCUACACCGUCGGCAACUUCCCUUGCUGCGACGAUCCGGUCACCAAGCCAGACAAGCUCAAGGAACUAGGCGCGGCGUACAACUAUGGCGAGGGCGAGAGUUCCAGCGACAGUGAGGAGGAGGCGUCAAAAAGGCUCUCCUCCUCCAAGAGCUUCCCAUCGGGCCUGCGCGACAAUCACCACCCUCACGCCAGCCACAACUCCAACUAUCAUGCCUACAAUCACUGCGGUCACCACAACUACCACCAGUUUGGCCCCUCGCGUUCCCCUUCCCAGUACUCGGCUCCAGAAGAUGGGGUCGCGUCGCAUGGUCGGGGCGACACCUUCACGGGGUGUGAUGCUAAUGCUGACCUCAUCUCCCUCGCUGAGAAAGGCCGGGCGGGUGUCUCUGGUGAGGAGGAGCCUGUGGGAGUGGGUGUGUCCUCCUCCUCUGCCUCCUCCUCUGGUUCCACCACCAGCGGAGACGACGAUCUUCUAACCCACCGGGCACUGCGACACAGGGACCCCAGAGCAUACAGGCAGAUGUCCCCCGGUCGCUCCCCCUACGACGGCACUUACCAUCAGGAGAGUCGGGAGGAUGGCACGGUGGGCGAGGCACUCUUGGUGAGGUGCGGCACCAUUGAGGCAGGCUUUGCUUAUGACCUCCCUACCAGGACCCUCACUGUGCACAUCCUGCAGGCCAAGGAAGUCCCCAGCAAAGAGAGAGGAGGAGCAGCAAACACACAGGUUCGAGUGUUGCUCCUCCCCGCCAGGAAGCAGAAACACAAGACACGCAUCAGGCCGGGGGAGACUCCACAGUUCAAUGAGGCAUUUGUGUUCACCAAAAUUAAUCCAGAGGAGGUGCAGCAGCUUGGAGUUCGGCUGCGGCUGUAUGGAUGCGAACGAAUGCGACGAGAGAAGAUGCUAGGGGAGGUGAUUGUUCCUUUUGCAUCAAUCAAUCUCACCCUGGGGAACACCUUCUGGCUCACCCUGGAACCACGGGCAAACCUGGCUGUGAGUCCCCAUCGAUCAGAGAGCCGGACAGAAGUGUGCAGCCUGACCCGCAGUGACUCCACCGGCUCCACCCACUCAGUGCAUAGUGGAGUGCCAGAGCUGCUCCUUGGCCUCACCUACAACGGCACCACAGGCAGGCUGGCAGUGGAGGUCAUCAAGGGGUCGCACUUCAGGAACAGUGAUGAUUUCAGGAACUCUGCCAACACUCGUGCACCUGACACGUAUGUCAAGCUGGUCCUCAUGUCCUCCAGUGGGCAGGAGAUAGCACACAGCAAGACCUCAGUGCGGCGAGGCCAACCCAAUCCUCUCUUCAAGGAAACGUUCAUGUUUCAGGUUGCGUUGUUCCAGCUGCCUGAUGUGACAUUGAUGGCCUCAGUGUACACCAAAAGGAGCAUGAAGAGGAAGGACAUGAUAGGCUGGUUUGCUCUUGGGUUGAACAGUUCUGGGGAGGAAGAACUUACCCAUUGGAACCAAAUGAGGGAUUCUAGAGGGGAGCAGGUGUGUCGCUGGCAUAUCCUUCUUGAGUCAUAGGUGGCAAGUGAUACGCUGUUUUGUUUUUCCAGAGGUUUGGUAUACGUAAUUUACUUGACCAAGGGGGGGGAACAGUGAAGUUGUUUUGACGCUACUUUUUGGCUGCCAUUUUUUGUGCUGCCCACAGAGGGGAGUCAAUUGCACUCCUUCCUGGGAUCUGGCUUUACUGCCUUGAGUCUCUUCUUGAGUUGUGGUUGUUUGGCCUCUGUGUGUCAGUGGUUCUUGGCUUCUUGAGGUUUUUCUAAAGGCCUGCACUCCUCCCUGGUGUUCAGCUGCACCAUUUUGAAUCUCUCCUUUCAUUGGUUUGGUCUGAGAUUGUAGCUGGUUUUUGGCAUCUUUGUGAGAUUCAGGUUGGUGGUGAACAGGCUGUGGGACUGCAGGCACUGUCUCUGUGUUGCUGUGUCUGGGAUCUUGUAGUUCUGCUCAAUUUCACAUCAUGUGGAACCUUGAUGUGGAGGGGAAAGUUCAAGCUCAUAAUGAAACAUUGCAGAAAUAUGAGAAAUAAAAAAAAAAAAAAAAAAAAAA